Molecule: messenger RNA, 1890 nt
Organism: Trametes versicolor FP-101664 SS1
Lineage: Eukaryota; Fungi; Basidiomycota; Agaricomycetes; Polyporales; Polyporaceae
Exons: 2
Source: RefSeq, a predicted model, not a curated record
UCGGUUUUCACCACACCCAACCAAGACUGGAUCCCCGAGUUUGCUAUCGCACACCGAGAGAUCACGACGUACGCGGACGGCCGCUGGGGGCGCCACGAGUACUCUCGCUGGCCACAGGCGUAUUCCCGAGAUUGCCUCCACGUGGCAUGUAUACCAAGCAGGCCCUCCACUUCCAACGGUCCAUCUACCGUCUUAUGGCGCACCAUCACACCCGAAGACUGGAUACUGGAGAAAUGCGGUGUCAGCGGCCUCGGCUUCCUCGCCAAAGAACGCAUGAAAGAGAUCGAGGACGAAGCAUCCGCUGCAAUCGGGCGUUUUUCGCGUCGCCGCCGUCAGGACAAGCAGUGGACCCAGGUCGGAAAGCUCCUCGUAAUCUGUCUCCGCCACGUAAUAGACAGGCUACACAAUAUCCCCGCCUCCAAAGUCGUCGUGAUCUCCCUCGCGGCACACGCACAGCGCCUGAUCCUCGAGCUCGCAGGGCUGCACGUCCUGCUGAACACCGUUCUCGGGCGCAUCGAGUCGCAGGAGAACCACCAAUCCGAGGUACUCGCCGUGCUCGGGGCGCACACGUCGGACCCCAGCAUCGCGCAAGUGCUGUUCGAAGCUGGCAUACCUGUCUGGUUUCAACAGCUGCUCACCGAUCGCCUGAACGUGUUUAAGGUAGUGACCAAGACGGACAUUCCGCCCGAGUUCUCCACGAUACCCUCGUAUCCCCGCCUCGUCCUUGCGCAAAACGACACCUCAGGGGUUCUCAAUACGCCUGGCGCGUGGAUACCCGCGAUGAACGCGAUCGUCAGACAACAGCUGUGUGGCUCUAGCCUUCCGGAGGUGUCGCACGAGGAGCCAUCGGGCGAGCGGCCGUCCAAACGAGCUCGUGAAGAACCAUCCCAAGGGAAGGACUCUGAGAACUGUACCUCAUCUAAGACGGUGGGCGAUGAGCCCGCGUCGAUGGCAUCCUCGCGCCCGGCUCAAAAACCGUUCUUCAUGAACCCCUUCCGCCAAUUCUACCCGUCUCACACCGUCUCCACCGCGGACGCCUGGUCCAAGGCGCUCAGAAACGCGGGACCCCUUCCGCAGCCCGCGCAAUCUGCCACGUUCUACCACCCUCCUCCGUGGCUCCUGGACUCUCUGGUCGAGUACGACAGCAACCCGAACAGAAUCGCCCGCAACCUCCACCACCUCAUCUCGAUCCGCACAUUCUGCCGCUUACGCCUCUUCGACUACACCAUCGCCGGCCUCCCUCUCACCUCCGCCGAAUGGCGCGACGCACUCUUCGGUGAAUACAACUUCGAGGUGACCCAAGGGAGUGGCGACACUACGAAUAACACGGUAGUGCGGCACAAGCUCAAGCAGACUGUCGUCCGCUUCUUCGGCAAGAUCCCCCGCCUACAUUCGUACGACCCCUCCUCCGCGCCCGAGCUCGCGGGCCGCACCGUAACGUACGAAGCCGCGCUCACGGACAAGGAGAUCCAGGGCCGCCUCGUGUGGGAGGCACAUGAAGUCAACUGGCGGUGCGAGCUGCUCGCGCUGGACGCGCUGAUGGUGGGGUCGAAGGGCUGGUCGGAGUUGGAGCGGUGGGUGCGCGAGGCGGACGUCUCGCGCGUGUGGGGCCCGGGCUCCUCUGGGAUGGAUAUUGCACCGCGUGAGGGGGAUAUGGAGCGGUUUUGUUGGAGCGUGCCUGGGGAACCGGGGUGGGAGGGGUGUAGAGAGCGGCUGCAGGCCUUUUUGGAGGUCUUGGGCCGCUGGGAGGGAUGUCCGGCCGAGUUGACCAAGCCUUCCGACGCGGCGCUCAGAUGUGAGGCGGCGGAGUACGUUCGGUUGAUGGAGUGCGCGGUUGAGUUUUACGUGCGUACCUUUAUUGCGAAGUACCAGCGUCUUCCUAUUCCGCCU